AUGAAUCAUGCAAGCAUUUUACUUCUCAUCGUUUUGGUACUUAGCAUAUUUGGUAUAGCAUGCAUUGCCAUAAGUAUUGCUACCAAUGUCUGGUUGCGCAUAGAUCCUAUCAUAGGUCCAGUCAAUGAAUCUACUGAAAUCGGCUUAUGGAAAACUUGUUUCAUAGGUAACUUAGCAACGGACUGCAUCAAUAUAUUAAUGUCAACUCCAAUCAUCCUGGUCUUCAUUGCUCUUGGUCUUGUCAUAUUAGGUGUUUUCACAACAUUAGUUGUACUUGUUUUCAAACGUCUACUACCAAUCGUGAUUAUAGUCUCUGUUUUAUUCUUUCUUAUGGCUGUUGCCUUUCUAAUAGCUUUUGUGGCUGUCUAUUGGUAUAAAAUACUUAAUACACUAUUUCAACAGUAUCUGACGAGCGUAAUUAUAACGACAACUGAAUUUUCGAUCGGCUACAGCUGUGCUUUACUUUUUGUUGGGCUUGGAAUGAUAAUACUGAGCAUUUCAAUUGCCUCAUUUGUUGCUGGCAAUCACGCAUCUGUUUUAACUACAAAGUCCACAUAUCAUUAUCCGAUGAAUCUUGAUGUUGCUCAACAUUAUUCUUACUUCUAA
Messenger RNA from Rotaria socialis, 606 nucleotides. NCBI's taxonomy places the organism in Eukaryota, Metazoa, Rotifera, Eurotatoria, Philodinida, Philodinidae. The record is from the annotation of a GenBank genome assembly.